UUCUAUGAGUUUGUCUAUUUUAGUGGAAUUAAUUAUAAAUUCCAUUAAAAUAGACGAACUGAUAAAAAUAAACAAACUGGAGGUAAGUAAUCCCAAAUACGUAACUGCUACAAGUGGAUUGUAUGUUCAGGUAUCUGGCACAACCACGAAAACACAGUGGCGAUGAGCGGCGGGUCGCGUCGCGGGCGAUAGUAUAGCGCGCGCCCACGUUGGCCCCCGUCCCCACAGCAAACGCGCCCACAUCCGCACAACAUGGUGCGUGACAAGAAAUCACCGCACAAGACUGACUCCCAGAAAUCUAGCACCAAUUUAGUCGGAAAAUUCACACAGAGCGUACGCCGUAUUGUACAAGAUGUCAAAGACGAGGGCACUUCAAGUGGGCAGACAAAAGAAGAGGUUAUAGAAACGAACGAGAGACUUCGAAUGGUCCGAGUGCGUUUAGACGAGAACUAUGACACGGCAAAGAAAGCGCUCGUCAAUCUAAUGGAGCGCUACAACGAGUCAAAGGCUGAGAGAAAUGUUUUCACGAGAUACGCCCUACUGAAGGCCAUGAUCAAAGAUGUUAUCCGUCUUGAGACACAAUACUGGUCUCUCGUGGAAAUUCCAAAACAAGAGAAAGCGGAAACUGUUCCAGCCUUUGUACUCCGAGCUUGUGCUAUCAUGGAGAAGACACAAAAAUCUGGAGAAGGGGUGAAGACUUCUUCCAAGCUUGCUGAAGAAGCAGCCGAUAGAAAGGAAAGAAUAGAACGACUUACUGAUAUGACAACAUCACAAAUAGAGGCAGAGAAUACACAAAUGACAAAUGAUUUGUACCGCUUAUUGAAGAAGUAUACAGGCUUAAGAAAUCUCAUAAGGGAACUAAAGUCAGAGUACGUGAGUUCCAAGCUGUACCCAAUGUUUCCGAGAUACACGAUGUUGAAGGAUAUGAUUAAGGAUAUCAUGCAUGAUCCUGACUAUAUGGAGGUUUGCCAUGAAGUGGAUCCAUAGCGGGGGGUGCGCAAAUAGAUGAGGAGCUCCUUCACUGACCGCCGGUCGAGAAGACGCUAGCACUUGCCUUAGUGUUGCCACUUUAUAUUAUUACAGAUUCGGAAAGAAUAAGCAAAAAAUAACUUUUACUUUUUUACUAUCAGACAAAUUUUAUCUCUAUCGUUAUUCAGUUUAAUUUGAUUUUACAGUAGUCGAUUGUUAUGGCAAAACUAAUCGAUAUAUAUGAGUUAAUGGGCUUUAAUUAAAAAAGAUUCCAUGUUUCGUUAACGACUUCUGAUUUAAGAGCACAAAACAGUUUGAAGACACAUCCAGUAUUCCGGUUUAUAGAACAGGGCUGUAUUGAAUAUUUAUGAGACACGAGUUUCUGCAACAGAUUAUACAACAGCUUAAGGAGUGUUACCGAAUAUGAAGUGGAGAGAUUUCAGACAUCAAGUGGCGACGGUAGUGUGACGAGUACUCGUUUAUUUUGCGCUGAAUUAUAUAUGGACUUUGUGUUAGUUAUGUAAAAUAGUGUUUACGUAAAUACGUUUAUAGUUAAGUACUCGUCCUUACUUACUUUACCUUAAUGUUCUCCCUUCUGUCGCCUUUUGUAAUAAAUAUUAAAUCCUACACAAGGAACAAAAAUAUUCAUAGUUAUAAGGCUAUACUUAUCUUGUCUAGACAUUCAACUAUUCAUAUCAUAUUUUAUCAUAUCAUGUAUAUUACAAUAGUUUGCUAAUGAUCAGGUAAGUAUAAUUUAUAAUCUAUAUAAACACCAACGUUAUUUUAAAAUUCCAUUCUGGUUAUCAAAUCUUUACCGUUUAUUAAGAUCGAUGUACAUUUCAGAUAAAUAUUAUAAUGUAAUAGAAUUCACUUUAUUUUAAGAAAGUAUUAAUGUUUAAUGUCUGUAUCGUAUUAUUGGUUAUUUAAUUAUGAUAUAUCAUAUUUAUAGCUAUUUAAUAAGGACAUAUACAUGUAGCUUAUAGUUUGAAAACGCCAUUAUAUGUGUUCAAUGUCUAUUUAGAAUAAUUCUAUGGUAUAAUAGAGAGUAGAUUUUUUCUGUGCCUAUCUCCUGAUUCCUUAACAAGCUAUCCAGAACGUAUUAACAAUUUUAUGCUCAAACUUUUUAUGAUUGUCGUCUACUACAAUUGUUAUUAAAUAGUCACAUAUCUUAAAUUGUUGGUAAAUUUUAUGUAGACCGCUCUUACAUGUGGUUUGAAAAUAUAUUUGUAGGUAGAUAUAGAAACUGUAAUAGACCUAAAGAAUGCUUUGCAGCCUAGAACUAGUAGGGUGACAAUUAUUUAUGUGUUCAGUAAAAAUUUGCAUCAUUUUCAAAGGAUUUUCAUUCAAAUAUUAUCUUUUAUAAAUGAGAUUAUUUACGAAAAUAUAUGAAUGAAAUGACAGUAAACGCUCUAGUUGUUGUGUGAUGCAAAUUCAUACUCAGCGUUAUAAGUUUAUUUUACUUAGAAAAAUAUGUAAAUGUAUUUUAUUUCUAUCAUAUAAUCCACUUAUAUAAUAUUUAGAUAUAAUGCAUAAUAUAUUCCAUGUAAUAAUAAACAAAAAUAUGAAAGCAAAUAGUGAGGUUAUAAUGUUAGGUAAUUUUCGAAAUAUAUGAUUUGUAUGUCGUAAUUUGAAAAUAUGGAAGCCUUUUAAUAAACAUGGCAAUGUUUUGUUACAAACAGUAUAUGUAAUACGUAUUUUAAAUACUGUAAGGUCUAUACUGCCACUAGAUAAGAAAGGCGUACCCAAAUAGAUAGCGUAAACUAGAAUAAGAAGUAUAACUCUAUAACGUGAGAAACUUUUUCUUUAUAAAUUUUUCUUUAGUUUUACUCCUUCAGAAGUAGCAAUUUACUUACAGCGUCAUAAUUCUAAUUAAUUAACGUCUAAAACUUUC
Messenger RNA from Danaus plexippus (monarch butterfly), 2860 nucleotides. RefSeq lists its product as uncharacterized. NCBI's taxonomy places the organism in Eukaryota, Metazoa, Arthropoda, Insecta, Lepidoptera, Nymphalidae. The record is from RefSeq and is a predicted model, not a curated record. Bases 253 to 987 code for a protein of 244 amino acids. The transcript is spliced from 6 exons.